Messenger RNA from Zonotrichia albicollis (white-throated sparrow), 2731 nucleotides. The record is from RefSeq and is a predicted model, not a curated record. Lineage: Eukaryota; Metazoa; Chordata; Aves; Passeriformes; Passerellidae.
AUGCGCCCGAGCGACGGGGCGGCUCCGCCACUGCGGCCCUGCGCCCCGCCCCGCACAGCCCGCUCCACUCGGUACAUCACCGUGCACACAACAGAAGCCAUGAAUUCCAGAAAAUUCCCCUCAGAAGCACGGAGAGCUUUCCCUGCUGCCAAGUGCCCCAGCCAGCAGCCAUCCCACGUGCUGGUGGUGGAUGCCACCUGCCCGGGCUGGGCCAGCACCUGCUCCGUGCUCUCCGAGGCUCUGGAGAACGUCCUGUGCCUGGCCUGCGGCCUGGCAGGGCCCUGCAGGAUGCCCCUGCUCAGCCUCUACGUGGUGCAGCCCCAGCAGGAGUGCCUGCUGCCCUUCACGAUCUCCUGGAGGGAGGAUUGGCCGUGGAACAGAUACAGAAAACUGCCCAAUGAACAGAAGAUAACAGAUGGUGACCCCAUCCUUUCCUGCCCCCUGAACCCUGUUUUGCAGCAAGUGAAAGAAAACUUUGCCCGAGUUCAAGCCUGCAUUUCAGAGCUCCGCUCGCUGCCAGCUGAAGGCUGCUUCCCCCAGGGGGUGAAUGGAGUGCUGCAGGCUGUGCAGGAUGGAUUGCAGCAGUUCAAGCAGUACAGCAGGCACACAGCAGCAGGAGGCUCCACAAAUAGUUCUGUUGAGAUCACAAUUCUGACCAGCCAGCCCAGCAGAGACAUGGUAAAGCAGCUGGAAAAGAAGUUACAAGACAUAGACCUGGUGAGCCUGAGAAGAAUACAGGUCAUUGAGGUGGUGAAGAGAGAUUUCCUGCAGCCUGAGGAUGUGGAGCAGUGUGUGCCAGCAGAGGAGCCCAGCAGUGAUAUGGCAAUCCUGGGAAUGGACAUCGAGGUGCAAACUGUAGAGGACAAUGUCAUCAGCCUGGAGAUGCUGUUCAAAACCUGGCUCCAUGACCAUGGCACAGAGAGGGAACAGCUCCAUCUCCUCCUUCCCUCAGGAGGUUUUGGCCACUCUGCUGCACCCAAGAACACCUUAAUGUGCCUGAAGUGUGAUUUGCAGGAGAGGCUGCUGGACCCAGCCCUGCUUUUGGGGACAUCUGAUGGCCCUGGGAGAGCAGCAGAUGCCAGCUCUCCCUGGCAUGUGACAGCCUGGCCCUCCCCAGCUCUGCACAAACUCCGGGUGCUCAAGGCUCUGAAGUCUGAAGGGGUCUGUGAGUCUGUGCUCUAUGGGCUGCCCUUCAUCAUCAAACCCACAAGCUGCUGGCAGCUGGACUGGGAUGAACUGGAGACAAACCAGCACAGCUUCCAUGCUUUGUGUCACAGCCUGCUGAAAAGGAAGUGGAUGCUCCUGGCCAGGCAGGAACCCCAGAACGUGGGACCAAACUGGAACGUGGUGGUGCACCCCUAUUAUGUCAUUGUCCCCUCUGACUCUGCCACUCUCCUGGUGAAAGCAGUGGCCAUCAGAGAGCUCCUGCUGCCUUCAGCCUUCCCAGCCCUCCUGGCUGAGCACCCCGAGCGAGUCAGGGGCCCCAUCGAGAGUGCCCUGAACAACUUGGAAGUGGAAGUUGCUUACAACCCCUUGCACCUGAAGAGCAACCUGUACAAACACCUGAAGAGCUCCUUGUACAAACCUCCCCACCGGCAGCAGCCCCAGCCCCGGGAGCAGCGCCCGGAGCGCCACCAGCCCAGGCAGCCUCAGAGCAGAGCCAAAGCUGCAGUGGCUCCCCUGCUGAUGGCUCCUUCUCCACUUCAGACAUCCAGACCAGCAGCAGCAGCAGCCAGGAGAGGCUCCUGUGAGGGCUCCCUGCUGCCCAAGGAGUAUGAGGAGUUCCUGCAGUGAGCACAGCCACAGCUCCUGGCUCAGCUGCUGGCCGGAUGUGGUCAGGCAAGACACCGAGCUUGGCCUUGGGCAGGCAGGCACUUCCCAUCGUUUGUUCCUCCUUGUUGUUGUUUCACGUUGUGUUCGUCACCCAGCCAGUUCUGCAGGAAGUUUGCUGCUCAGGGACCCUCUGUCCAGAGUUCCAGCUGUCCCCUGCAGCAGCAGCAGCAGCAGCACCACGUAUUUCCUGUUCUUGCCAGCACACAUCACCAGCCUGCCUCCAAUUUGGGUUUGUGAGACUGGGCCAGCACAGGCCACAAAUCACAGACUGCUGUCAGUGGGAGCAGAGGAGCUGCAGGCAGGGCAGGGAGGAAAUCAGACAAGGCAGGCAGUUGUGCUGAGCUGCCCUCAUCCCACAGCAGCAGGUUCAGUGGGGUGGUUAAACAGGAAUGAAACAGGGCUUGGAUUUAAUCUUAAAGCCUGGAGUUCUGCUCUCCAGAUGAUUUGGUUGCUUUCAAGGCUGGCCUUGCUGUCCAACCCCCCAGCUCAUAAAGGGGGUUGGAGCAAAUGCCAAGCCAGAGCAAUUCCAGAGAAUUCCUGCCCAGAUGCCAGCCUGUUUUUCAGUGCAGGGUAGGUGUGAGCCAGGGGCAGCUUGACCAAGCCAAGCACCAGCAGAGUUUGUGUUCUACUUACCUGGUUCUGAAAAGCUGUUCCAAAAUAAAGUUCUCCUCCAUGGACCCCACUCUCUGCCUGUGGUUUCUGACAUGCCCAGCACUGCUCUCCCACCACUGACCUGUGCUUCCUGUGAAACAGCUGCAGGAGAGCAAGGGCAUGGGGCAAGCACCACAAUCCCAUCUCUUCUCCCUGGGAUCCCAGCUCUGACAGGCCCAGGGCUGGCUCUUCCCAUGCCCUGGCAUCUCAUGCUGGGGUAAGACAUCGAGGGCAGGUACCAUGGAAG